AUGAAGGCUGCAUCUGUUUCUCUGCUCCUUGGUGUGUGUGUGCUGCUGCUGUCUGCACUGACUGUUUCUGCAGUCUCUCUGUCUGUCAGUCCAAACCUUCAGCAGUUCUUCAGAGGAUCUUCAGUGUCUCUGAGCUGUGUUGAUGAUGGACAGACAGUUGAUGGAUGGACAGUGAAGCGGAGCAGAGAAGGACUCACUGAGGUCUGUGGAGAAGGUAAAGGGAUUGAGAGGGUUAAUGGUUCCUCCUGUGUUCUGGAUCUCUCCUUCUCCUCUAAUGGAAGUUACUUCUGUGAAAACUCUUCUGGACAGCAGAGCGAUGAAGUCUCCAUCAAUGUUUCAGAUGGUGCUCUGAUCCUGGAGAUCCCUGCACUUCCUGUGAGGACAGGAAGUGACAUCACCCUGCAUUGCAGGCAAAAGGAUGUUGACAAAGUUGUAGCUUAUUUCAGCUUUAAUGGAAGUGUUCUUGGAUCUGGUAAAUCAGAGCACACCAUCACUAACAUCCAGCAGUCUGAUGAAGGUCUCUACUCAUGUUCCACUGAUACGUUGGGAUCAUCUCCUCAGAGCUUUCUGAGGGUCAGAGCUCUUCCUCCUAAUGUACAGAGCACCACAGCCUGCACCUCUCCUGGUAUUUCUGCUCCUCCCUCUUCUCUUCCCUCCUUUCCCACAGCCUUCUCUGCUCUUUUCUCCUCCCCCAUCAUUCCAGCUGUAGCAGGUCUGGUUUCUGUGGUUCUUCUGGUUCUGGUUGGAGUUCUGAUCUUCUGCAGGAAACUAAAAGGUACAAAUGAACAGAAAACUAGUGAUCAUGAUGGUGAGGAAGAUGAUGAUGAUGAUGACGAUGAUGAUGGUGAUCAUGAUGGUCGUACUGAGGUCACCUAUGGUCAGGUGGUCUUCAACAAUAAGAAGAAAGCUGGCAGGAGGACAGGUAACCAUGACAACCACUCCUGGAAAGAAACUGAGGACACACUCAGCCUGAUGGAGGAGCUUCACACCACCACGCUGAUCCACGCUCCUCCUAAACUCUGA
Molecule: messenger RNA, 1023 nt
Organism: Archocentrus centrarchus (flier cichlid)
Lineage: Eukaryota; Metazoa; Chordata; Actinopteri; Cichliformes; Cichlidae
Exons: 8
Coding region: 1-1023 (340 amino acids)
Biological process (GO): immune response; cell surface receptor signaling pathway
Cellular component (GO): external side of plasma membrane
Molecular function (GO): transmembrane signaling receptor activity
Source: RefSeq, a predicted model, not a curated record